GUUAAAUAUACAAUUUCAAGUUGUACCAUAAAGGCAAAAACUUAUAGCGGCAAUACUAUAUAGCAUUGUAAAAUUCUUCAGCCGAAUGCUACCUUCAAUCUUUGUUAGCCCGAAUCACCUGCCUCAAUAGAUUUAUUAUUUAAUGAGGAUCGGAAUGGGCUCAAGCGUAUGUGUCAAGAUGAAGAAGAAGAAAAAAACCCACCACCCCAUGCGGCCAGCUCGGCUUUGUUCGACAAAGGCCCCAUUAUAAGUUUACUAAGCGAUGGAUAAAGCCCAUAUUUUGCUCACUACUCACAAGGGCCAAUAGCCCAAUACCCAGUAAUAUUAAAAAUCACAAAAUAUUAAAAUUGGUGCUCUCGUUGAGAGUCGAACUCAAGACCUCCCGCUUACUAAACGGGUGCUCUAACCAACUGAGCUACGAGAGCUGGAUGAUUGAAUUCACAAUGUUAUUUUUAUAAACUAUAUUGUUUAUCGAGUGACUGCCAUUGGGUUGCUUGUUCUGCGUUCCGCUUUCUUACUUCCAAUCAGUCAUGUCAACGUGUGGCCCUCGGAAGGAAGUCCUGAAAUGAAUAUGCACCGCAAAUUGUAACGCCAAAAGAAACAAGAUUGUUCUCGUCCCAAAACUUACGAGUUGUAAACAAUUUUACCCGUAUGUAUUUUACUAUAAAACUCAAUGAACUUAGGAGUUGUAAUUAGGAAUGACAAUUUUAUCUAUACUUAAACGUAUUUUACUAUCCAAUCAAAUUGGGUUGGGUAUGUAAUGCAAAUAUAUGGUGGUUGGGUAGAAUUUGAUGGCUUUGUAAUUGUACUAAUUUACUUGGGUUAUGUUGGGUUUUUAACAAAUGAAUGUGGGUUCAUGUGCUGCUGUGUGCAUGAUGUUCAAACACAAAUGUUCAUCAUUUACUUAGUUUUUUUUUUUUUUUGACAAGGUCAUCAUUUACUUAAUUAGUGGAUUAAGAAGGUAGAUUCUGAAUGAGAUACAUGUUCAAACAUAAAUGUUCAUCAUUCACAUCAUAGACGUGUUUGUCAUCUGUGCUGUAUUCUAACGAAAAUUAUAAUACAUUUUUUAAGUAAUAAGAAAUGAUAAAUCAGUUCAUUUUAAUUUUAUUGCUUAAUUUGUAAUAAAAUAAAAGAUUGUGGACCAUUAUCGUAACUAGUCAGGUCGCCAACGAGGUCCUUUUCUGCAAAUACAUUUUUUCAGAAGAAAAAAAAAAACGAGAAAGAGAAAAAGGCAAGUUAUCUGGCUGAAAUAGAAGGGGAGAGCCAAACCGAACAGUACUGUGAGGUGAGCCAGUGGGAAAGCCGAGCUGCGGAGUUGGUGGAGAAGAAAGAAAGAAAGAACGCACGUAACUUCUCUCUCCUCCAUUUCCCGGUUCCUUCCUCACUCUCUCUCUCUAGGGUUUUGCUUCCCCCCAAUCCUCGAAUCAAAUUCCGACGAACCCACCUGCCAAUUCUCCGCAAUUUCGCUUCUUUCCUCUGUCCGCCGAUCAAACGGAGAUCAGCUUCCAUCUGGGCUUCGAUCGAGGGAAGGGACGGCAAUCGGACGAGAAGAACCCGAGUUUCUAACUAGUUUCCGAAAUGGCUUCCGACACAUGGGGCUCCCGAUUCUCCACUACUCGCCGCUACCAAUCUCGACCUGAUCCAUUUGAGGAAGGGGAAAUGGAAGAUGAUUCCAAAGCUGAGUUCUUGUGCCCGUUUUGCGCCGAGGAUUUCGAUAUUUUGGGGCUGUGUUGUCAUAUGGACGAGGAGCAUCCCGUCGAGACCAAAAAUGGGGUGUGCCCUGUCUGUGCUAAAAGAGUGGGAAUGGAUAUAAUCGGCCACAUCACUACACAGCAUCAGAACUUCUUUAAGGUGCAGCGCAAAAGAAGGUUGCGUAAAGGUGGAUCCAACUCGCCAUUCGUGAUAUUGAGGAAAGAACUCCGCGAUGGAAGCUUUCAGUCGCUCCUUGGUGGAACUUCAUACUUCGUCUCGAGCACAGAGCCUGACCCACUGCUCUCAUCCUUCAUGUUUAGUCCUGCUGGGCUCAAUGAGCCUAAGUCCAUUCCCCCUACUGCCGCUACAGAUGUCGCAACAAGUCCAGCAAUGGUUAUGAUCGAGGAAUCUCUAGAAAGGGAGGUCGAGCCAUCAUCAAAAGCGGUAUCAGACAAGGACCAAGAGGAGAGGUCUCGUCGAUGUGAGUUCGUUCGAGGAUUGGUGCUGUCCACCAUCCUAGAUGAGUUAUGACUGAGUUACCUGAUGGAAAGAUGUACUCUGUCAAGUCUUUGUAGUAUAUAUAUAAUGAAUGGUGCAAUGAGAUGGGGAGAGGGGAAAAUGGCCAAAAGUGUCCAUUUCAUGCUUACCUAGUGUACCAAUGACACAGUAAUCAUCAAUCCAGAUAUAUGUAAUAUAAUAUAUAUCUACAUAUAACUAUAUGAUUAUAUAAAUCUUAAUAAUUUUGCAAUGUGGGGCAGAGCCAAGAUUUGCACCAAUGUGAACCAAGAGAUAUAAAAACAAGCAACAGUUGUGGAUAAAUUAAACAAUCUUGAUCUUGAGUCUUGACAAUGUCAUAAGAACAUGUCUGAAUCACAUUAUUAAACACCAUUGAACGAGCCAAAGGGCUAUACAACCUGAAGGUACAAUGUUGUGGACAAUGUGAUUCUAGCAAGGUUGUCAACCCGCAGGUUGACCCUGACCUGGUGAGAAAAACGGACCGCACACACCCGCCGGGUCGACCGCUAUAAGGUAUCGGGUUGAAGGUUAAAUUGUGUCAUUGUUUUCUUUGGUUUGCGAAAUGCGCAUAUUUUCCGAUUUUUUUUUUCGCCUAACUCAAUCUUUGAAAUCCUAAGUUGAAUAUUGAUGUAUAUAAGUGUGUGUGAAUUUUCACUUUAUGCUAGAUCUAAGUACGAUAUGUUAUUUUGGUGUAAUAUUAUAUGUUAUAACUCAUAUGUUGGAUAAGAUUUGAUAUAAUUUAUAAGGAUAAGUACAAUAUAAUGACUCUUUUCAUAUUUCUGGGCCAAACCGGGCUAAAACGGUUGACCCAAUAACCCUUGACUCACUAGCUCGACCGGAUCCGAGUCAACCCGUUGACAACCUUGGAUUCUAGUGUUCUAUAAUAGCUUGAAGGGCCUUUGCGAUAUUAGCAAGACAAGGUUGAGAAUCAUCCAUUUUCAAAAAUUCGCUGUGCAGAAUUAAUCAGCCACAAUCCAUAUCUAGCAUCCACAGAAGUAAUCUUAAACACAAGUUCUUAAUAAGAGAAGAAAGAACACCAUGAAAUAACUAAAUCAAACUACUUGUUUCCAAUACAUUAAGAUGGGUGGUGCUCCACUAUUAAACCCACCAUCUAUACAAACAACUACACCAUACAUAAUGUACCGUUCAUUCAUCUCUGAGUGUAGUUCUAAGUAAUAAACAACUGUAUAUACACAAUUCCAUCAUAUCUUCUUCUUCUUCAUCAUCAUCAUCAUCAUCUGCUACAAACCUUAUUUAAUGUAAGAAACAGGAGAAGUCUGUAGGUUUCCCAAAUAUAUAGUAGACUGCCCACAGGGUAGACCACAAACUUAUCAAUCCAGGGGAAAGCAGCACCUCAUGUAUAAUCUCCAAAUAUGAGAGAUUCCCUGUGUACAAAGCUAUAAACUACACAUGGUCUUUAUGGCCCCUUUUUAUUCCAAAGGCAGACACUUUUUCAUCACCCAUAUGAGUUUUUCAAGCUUCAGAAGAAGAAAUCCUGGAGACAAACACCUUGGAAAUAUAUAGUUUUUCUUCCUCCCUCAAACAAGAAGCGACAACAUUAAUAUUGGAGCCAAAAGCAUAGAGCAAUGUGCGAUCGAAAUGGGUCUCUCUUCCAGGAUAUUAAAAAGGUGCCACACAAUUACCUUUUCCAAACUUCCAGGUAUCUUAAAAUGGUCCAACCCAGACAGAUACCUCUAUCACCGCCAGCUAGAGCUGUGGGAAACAAAGAACAUGUAGUCCGGAUGAUGCACUUGAAGAAGCCGUAGCCAGGUUUCAGCAGCACGCUGAAGUGAGUUCACUUUCGGGUCGUAAUCUCCAUUUGGGUUCCAGAAAGAAACCUUCAACUUAUAAGAAGCGAGACCAAAGCUAUAUAGAGAUAGCUUGGAAAUGUCAGCGGAUUGAGCAUCCAUCCGGGUGCCGUUAAUUGGCAGUCCAUCUGUGUUUCGACCUGGGACAAGGCGAAAAAAGAGAAAGCUAGGUC
Linum trigynum is the source of this 4189-nucleotide messenger RNA. Lineage: Eukaryota; Viridiplantae; Streptophyta; Magnoliopsida; Malpighiales; Linaceae. The record is from the annotation of a GenBank genome assembly.